Molecule: messenger RNA, 668 nt
Organism: Gaeumannomyces tritici R3-111a-1
Lineage: Eukaryota; Fungi; Ascomycota; Sordariomycetes; Magnaporthales; Magnaporthaceae
Exons: 3
Coding region: 155-367 (70 amino acids)
Source: RefSeq, a predicted model, not a curated record
CAACUCAGCUUCUUCUCCCCCUUACUUUCAACCCCCCUCGAGACCACCUAUAACCCCCAGCGACCGACGUUUUGUCAUCUAUGGACCCUCAACGCAGGACACGCACAGCAGGCUAACCUCGCCUCAAGCAGCGAUCAGGAAGCUUCCCCUUCCAAUGUCGCUCUGGAGAGCCUAUCAAGGCCUAUCCUCGAGAGCCCGGCUGGGCGUUGGGCUCGGGCUGCUCGCCUGGGGCACUAUUGGCUUGACUUGGGGUGACGAGAUCGCCGAGGCCCGCAAGUUUCUCAAAUUUUCAGACAAGGACAAGGCUCAGCUGGAAAAGAUGGCGCCCAAAAUCGUAGUGGUCGACAGCCGGGAGGAGAAGUCAUGAAAGCACUCGGGCCAGGAAAACGUGGCACAGACAGGGGACGUAUCACGCAAAAAAUGGAGAGCAUAUGUGUGAACUCAUGUUGUUUAGAGCAAGGCUAUAGGACUACAGCUCGUCGAUAGACGUGUCCAAGCAACCGCAAAGCUCCCAGCGACAUGAUUUGUUAGAAAAACCGGGCUGCGCCAUGUCCAUGGGCCCCGGGUCGCAGCGGAAGUCAAAAGACGCUAGAAUCAUACCUCCAAGUAUCCAUGAACGCGUGACAACCUGUCCUUCAUCCGGGGAGGCUCAUGCAUAGAGGCAUUGG